CCCAAACCAAUCGCGGCAGUCCCAAGCGAACCUCUGCGGUGUUAAAACACAACCAAAGCGACGUAAAGGCGGAACAUUUUAAGGUGAAAAACUGGAGUGCAACGUUUGAUGAUCCAAGCUGACUGGAUCGCUGCCUCUGGGUGGACCAGGCACCUUCUGAGGUCAGAUCUGGUGGAUUUUUAUGACAAGUUUCCUUGCUGUCGUCAUAGCAAAAUCCAAGAGACAAGUCACCCUCACUCAGACGACAACAUGAAGUUGAAAGUGCAGGAGCUCCUCAUCAUCUGCUGCUGCUGUCCGUUUGUGGCGUGUGUGGGCCAAGCCAAGUUUCCUGAACAAGAAAAGGAUCCUAACUUCUGGAGAUCGUGGGCCCAGCGGACCCUGCAGAAUGCACUGACUCUACAACAGCUAAACCAGAACAGAGCAAAGAACCUCAUCCUGUUCCUCGGCGAUGGGAUGGGCAUUCCCACGGUGACAGCCGCCAGGAUACUGAAGGGUCAGCUGAGCGGACAACCUGGGGAGGAAACCCAGCUGGAGAUGGACAAGUUCCCCUAUGUGGCUUUGUCCAAGACAUACAACACCAAUGCCCAGGUGGCCGACAGCGCCGGCACAGCCACGGCCUAUCUGUGUGGAGUCAAGGCCAAUGAGGGCACAGUGGGCGUGAGCGCGGCCGCUGUUCGAUCCCAGUGCAACACCACCCAGGGCAACGAGGUCACUUCCAUCCUCAAGUGGGCCAAGGAUGCAGGAAAAUCGGUGGGAAUAGUGACAACGACUCGCGUCAACCACGCCACACCCAGCGCUGCUUACGCCCACUGCGUGGACAGAGACUGGUACUCUGACAACGAGAUGCCAGCGGAGGCACUGCAGGGCGGCUGCAAAGACAUUGCCAGACAAUUGUUUGAAAAUAUUCCAAACAUUGACGUAAUAAUGGGUGGAGGAAGGAAGUACAUGUACCCCAAAAACACACCGGACGUAGAGUACCCUGACAUAGGGAAAUACAACGGCACGCGGAACGAUGGCCGGAACCUGGUGCAGGAGUGGGUUGACAAAAUGAAGGACAAAAGAGGCCAUUAUGUGUGGAACAAGUCGCAGCUCUUAUCACUCAACCCCAGCAGCGUCAAUUACUUACUGGGUCUAUUUGAGCCUGCGGAUCUUAUGUACGACUUGGAGAGGAACGCUGAUAACGAGCCGUCACUCACAGAGAUGGUGGACAUGGCCAUUAAGAUCCUUAGGAGGAACCCCAAUGGAUUUUAUCUGCUGGUAGAAGGAGGUCGUAUUGACCAUGGUCACCACGAGGGCAAGGCCAAGAUGUCCUUGUACGAUGCCGUGGAAAUGGAUCGGUCCAUCGGCCGAGCGGGUCUCCUGACCAGUGUAUUUGAUACAAUGACCAUUGUCACUGCCGACCAUUCGCAUGUGUUCAACUUUGGAGGUUACACGCACAGAGGAAACAGCAUUUUCGGCUUAGCCCCGGAGGUAAGUGAUGUGGACCAGAAGCCCUACACUGCCAUCGCAUAUGGAAAUGGACCAGGUUACAAGGUGGUGAAUGGUGAAAGAGAGAACGUUUCCACUGUUAACUAUGAGGAAGCCAACUACAAGGCCCAGUCAGCCGUUCCUCUGAACUACGAAACACACGGUGGCGAGGACGUGGCCGUGUUCGCAAAAGGUCCGCUGGCUCACCUGCUGCACGGCGUCCAUGAGCAGAACUACAUCCCACACGUCAUGGCCUACGCGGCUUGCAUCGGCAGCAACACGGCGCACUGCUCGAGUGGGACCGUCGCCGUACGCCCCGUCCUCUCCAGCAUCAUCACUAUGCUUGCAGUCACACGUCUUCUAUGCUGACCAUACCUGACUAUCAGACAUACAUUUGGGGAUUCUACUUUUAUUUUAUUUUUUUAACUCUUCAUAUUCUGACCACUAUGUUUCAAAUUUAUAAUAACACAUUUUGAGUCUUCAGGCAUGUAAAGUAAGUCAUAAUAACUCCACAUGCAUGAAGGUCGUCACAUGAUCUGUCCUGAUUUGUCUAUUGAAUGGCUUUGUCGACCCUUAGGGCAAUGCUUCUCAAUUAUUCUCUGUCAUGCCCACCCUAAGGGACAGAACAUUCACCCCCCCAAUUUGAAAUACUGGAGAAACUGAUAUGUAUUCAUUUAUAUAUACUAUAAAGACUGAAUGAACUUGAAACUGAAAAUGCAACAAAAAUAACGAGCAUAAAGUGUCUUCAAGAGUCAAACUGCAUGUUGAUUGGUUUGAACUCAACUGAAAGCCCGCCCCACUAUUUGAGAAGCACUGUUUUAGGGUGACAACACGAGAUUUAUUGGCGUUGUUGUUUUGACAAUAUAUCUACCUCAUUCGUGUAAAUAUGACAGGAUGUGGUUUGUGCUAAAAUUGGCAUUUUUUAAUGAAUUCUUGACACAAAAAAGGCUUACAGUACUAUAAAAGUACUGUGAAUUUUCAUUUUAGAGCAAUCAUGUUACUAUAGUAAAACUAUCGUGAAAUAGUACAACUUGUACAGUUAGCAGCAUUACGGAAAACACCCCAAGAGUACUAGAAAAAGUGCGGCAUGGGCCUAUGAGAAGCGAUUACCGUAUUUCCCGGACUAUAAGUCGCACUUUUUUUCAUAGGUUGGCUGUUCCUGCGACUUAUACUCCAGAGCGACGUAUAAAUGAAAAAACUGUUUAUGUUACAUAAACACUGGAUAUCUUUUCUAUUCAUGUUUAUUUUAUAACCAUUGUGUUAGCAUAUCUUACACCUAUUCAGCAUGAACUUACCUUCCAAGAGGACGUAAUGUCUGUUUUGGUCAAGUAGUUUGUAAAAUACCCGCAAAAAAUGUGACUUAUACUCCAGUGCGACUUAUGUAUAUUUUUUUUCUACCUGAUUAUGAAUUUUUGGAAUUGUGCGACUUAUACUCCGGAGCGACUUAUAGUCCAGAAAAUACGGUACAUUUUGGUGAGAAGCAAGCAAGUUGAGUUACUAUACUUACAGUAUCAUGGGGACCGUCCACCAUCUUGUUCACCUACUAUAAACCAGGAAGUAGCUUGCUUACUAAUAAACAAAAACAAAAGGGCUGUCUUUGAGUUUCAUAGUCAAAUCUGAUUUGUAAUUGAAUAUAUAUACUGUAUAUAUUUGUGUUAUCUUUUUUUUAAAGAGCACCGCUAAUGGCGAUCCCUACAGGUAACAUUAACUUUCAGUACCUAGUUUGUGUUUGUGGCGGUCAGCUAGCUCAGUAGCAUUGUCUAGUACCUUGCUGUUUAGUCUCUACAAAUUAUGACUUUGCAGUCCCAAAAUGGUAUAAUCUUGGUCACAUGACAUUUUCAUAUGUUUCGAUGACAAUAUUGAUAGUUGAAUCGCACUCUAAAUUGAAUAGUCCACUAUUCUUUGUCCAUAAUGGAGGCCUGUACAACCAUUAGCAACAUGCUAGGUUGAAUCUAAUGGUGUCCUAAGAUCUUUGCAUGGUAUUGGACCAAAUGUUUUCCAAACUGUUAUUUCUUGCACUUUUCCAUCUGCCCUGUUGCCGUGGAUGAUAUGGAAUGUGACUGGACUCAUGGCCUGGCAUUGUGCACCCACGAACACAACACCAGGGGGUCCCUCUUGCUGGAUGAAGCAUAAAAUCAUGAGUGCGCGAA
Messenger RNA from Doryrhamphus excisus (bluestripe pipefish), 3617 nucleotides. Its product is annotated as alkaline phosphatase. Gene Ontology annotation, biological process: dephosphorylation. Gene Ontology annotation, cellular component: plasma membrane. Lineage: Eukaryota; Metazoa; Chordata; Actinopteri; Syngnathiformes; Syngnathidae. Gene Ontology annotation, molecular function: alkaline phosphatase activity. The record is from RefSeq and is a predicted model, not a curated record.